This is a messenger RNA of Xenopus laevis (African clawed frog), 1944 nucleotides long. Its product is annotated as traf2 and NCK-interacting protein kinase-like. The coding region runs from base 658 to 1281 and encodes 207 amino acids. The transcript has 9 exons. The record is from RefSeq and is a predicted model, not a curated record. NCBI's taxonomy places the organism in Eukaryota, Metazoa, Chordata, Amphibia, Anura, Pipidae.
CUGGAAACACCAGUGGAAAAACCAGUGGAAAAACCAGUGCAAAAACCAGUGGAAAAACUGGAGUUAGCCACUACCAACUGCCAGAACCCCAGGAGAUAUCUGCAGCUCUUAGAGCCGGGUUGUGAGGACAACUAUGGGAUGAACUAUAAUGGAUGGCACCGUAAAGAGCAAAAAGAAGUGGCCAUUACCAUCGUUAAGGAUAUUGAGGUAACAUGUCUUGAUACGAUUACUAGAAUCAGAUACUAAUAAGCCUUUAGUUACACAUAUAUUAUGAUUGUUAAAUAGAAGGAGAACUUGCUGACCAAAUAUUGGCAUGUUCUCAUUUCUGCACCAGUCAGUGUAAUAUCCCGACCCCUAUUAAUUAUGUCAUUAUAAAAAUAAGUCAACAAGUACUGUAUGAGAUUUAAGAAGUAAAAGAAUAGAGUCAAUCAUAUUAUACAAGUCUUAUGUAGGGGACAAGCUUUUAUUUGUCAGAAUUACAAGUUAGGUUGGGGUAUUUGAAAUGGUCAUUUUAUCCAUUGUAUUAACUUUACUUCUUUUGAUUGAAACUAGAACAAAAAAGGAAUCCAGCGAGAAGUUGACAUCCUAGAAGCAGUUAAGGGCCACAAAAAUGUGAUCGGCUUUUACGGGGCAUUUUACCACCCUGCCUCUGUGAAGAUGCCGGAACGUGAAGGACUGUGGAUUUCUAUGGAGCGUUGGUCUGGUGUAUCCGUGCAAGAACUCAUCAACACCAGACGCUCCCUGUCAGAGGACUGGAUUGCCUAUAUCUGCAGGGAGGUGUUACAGGGCCUGUGUCAUCUGCAUAAACAGGAGGUCAUCCAUCACGACCUGAGGCCCCAGAAUAUAAUAGUGACAUCAUCCGCUGAUGUAAAGAUCACCGACUUCAGCUCUGCCACCAUGGAGACAAGCAGUGUUAGUACUUCUGGGACUAUACCAUACAUGGCCCCAGAAGUACUCAGCAACAUUAGCACCAAGACCAUCCGCUACAACUCUAAGGCUGAUAUCUGGUCAUUGGGAAUAUCAGCGCUGGAAAUGGCAGAAGGAUAUUAUCCAUUCAGCAGACUUCCCGAAAAUAAGCUGAUGAAGAGGGUUAUGCACGGUCCCGCACCAACAUUACUAUGGGACAAAUGGAGUGACAACUUUCGUGCAUUCAUCAGCAAAAUCCUCCAAAAGAAUGCAGCGUGGAGACCCUCCGCAGAGCAGCUACUGUCACACCCCUUCAUAUCAAAUAUCCCAAAUGAGAGGGGUGUGACUGAUUCCAUCAAGUGGUACCUGCAUUAAGGUAAGGGAACUGCUCAUUCUCAUUAUAAUUCACUUGAUGUAUAGACUAUAUCCAUCUACUGCUCUUAUUCAUACAAUAUUCUCUGCCUUUCCUACAUAUACUAUAAUUCUCUAACUAAAGCCGCCCAUAAUAAAGGCUGAGAUUGUAUAAGGCCAGAGGUCAGUGAAUUAGGCCGAAUCUAUGAGAGAAACAAACAUGAUGAGAUGGGAGAAAAUGUUAUUAUCAAAUAGUUGUAGUUGACCUUUAAAUUAGCAAAGGGGAUGGGAUAUAAAACAUGCAGCACAUAUAAAGCAGAGACAAAAUGGCAGAAUUAUUAUACAAACAGCUUCUCCAUGACUAACACUGAUCAAUCUUUCUUUAGGAAUAAAGAACUGAAGAAAUAGCAGCCAUCGGGGGAGGGACGGGGGCACAAUUGUGGGGCCCUAAUGUCAUCUUUGGGCCCCACAGAAAAACAUGGUCCCGAUGGCGGCUUUAGAAGAUUAACAACAUCAGCUUUAGAAGAUUAACAUCAAUUUGAUAUUUUACCAUAUUCAAUAAACAUCUUGAAAUUACAUUGACCUCUAGUGUGUUUAUUUAAUAGGGAGACAUCCCUAAUAACCUCCAAGCCCACUGUUGGCUCAUAUUCAUCUUCCUUUUAAUAUUAGUUCUAAUGACCUGGACAC